AUGUGUCCUCCAGAACAGCCCGCUAAGGCGAUGGCCCCCUCAAAGUCAAACCAGGCUGCGAAGUCGGCCGUUCCGACAAAGGAGGAGAAAUCGGCGGAUUUGGUCAUGGCAACAAACAACAGCAGUAUAGUAUCUAAACGCAGUGUCGAAAUGUUAUACUACCCAGAACCCCAUUUCUUCUGCCAUUUCGUCAAAAAGCCCCAGAGACGCGCUCCGUUAAUAAACCGCGGAUACUGGCUUCGGAUGCACGCUAUGGAGGAGUCUGUCCGGCGCUUCAUGCGAGAAUCUCCAGAUAAACCCAAAUUUGUCCUUAACCUAGGAUGUGGAUUUGAUCCUCUCCCGUUUAUCCUUCUCAGUGCAGAUCGGUCCUUGUGUAGUCAGACAACAUUCGUGGAUAUCGAUUAUGAGAAACUUAUGCUCAAUAAGAAGGCGGCGCUUCGAGAAGCGGGCGCUCUUACGCAGAUCCUGGAGGAUGUAGAGUUUGGCCCGGAUGAGAGUGCUGUGCAGAUACGCAGCGGGCAGUACGUUGCUGUGGGGUGUGAUCUCAAGAACCUGGAUAAACUAGACCGUGUGCUUAGAGCCGAGGUUCUCCCUGCGGAGUGCGCUGUCCUCUUCCUCGCUGAAGUGUCCCUCACGUACAUGGACGUCAAAUCAGCCAACGCGGUAGUUAGCUGGGCCUCUAGACUAAGUAAUGAUGCCCAAUUCUGCAUCCUAGAGCAAUACUUCCCGGACGGCCCCAGCCACCCCUUCGCAGCGACGAUGAUGGAACACUUCGGCAAGCUAGGAGCGCCCCUACACUCCAUUCACGAGUUCCCAUCCCUGUCCGACCAGGAACGCCGGUUCACAGAGGCCGGGUGGACGCAUGCUCAUGCACGAAGCCUCUGGGACCUCUGGUCAGACGACGAGUUCGUACCCGCCGUCCUGAGGACCUCGUUGGAUUCUAUCGAGUCAUUUGAUGAGUGGGAGGAGUUUGCGCUUUUUGCGUCGCAUUAUUUCCUCUUGCAUGCUUCCACGAGACCAGGGACGAAGGGAUCAAAGUCUGCUGCUGCCACAGCUGAUGUAGGUCCCAGCCGCCAGGCGGUUACUAGGUCGAAUGAGUUCAGGCUCAUCCCGAAUACUUCUUUACCGACUGGUCAGCGGAGAUUCGGUGCGUUGGUUCCUGGAGGCGAGGCGGUCAUAGGUAUUCAUUCGGGAUGGGGUCGGCAGACACGAGUCGCUGAUACUGAUGUAUACAAGACAUCGAAGGAUAACAUCGACUCUCAUGCCCGAUUCCCUUCAUCGAAUGAUAUAUCUGCACGUCUAUGCCACACAAUAACCGCUUUCAGCGAUGACGGCGACUGUCUACUUGUCGGGGGCCGGACGUCCCCCGCUUCCGCGCUCCAGGAUACCUGGGUCCGCAAGAACAAUGUGUGGCAAGCAGGUUCCAGCCUCCCCCUUGCUCGGUUCCGACACUGUGCGACGAGAGUCACACUUGGUUCUGAUCGUAGCAGCGGCAGCGUGCUUAUCUACGGCGGAAAGACCAGCGAUGGUACAACGCUUGAUACCUGGUUGCUGUGGAAUGAUAAUGGAGAGGGAUGGAGCUCAGUUACGGUUCGGACUAUGAACGACGCACCCGCACCAAAGGCCCGGUUUGGGGCAUGCUUGGCUAGUAUAGAUAGCACGAACGGUUUGCUAUUUGGUGGUAUUGGGCCCGAUGGCACAAUUCUAGAAGAUUUCUGGACUUGGAAAUUAUACGAGGAAGCUGAUGGGUCUUUGUGUAUGGAGCUGACCGACCAAACUGGGAGCCUCAGGAAUAUAGCGCUGGGUUUUGACAUUCUCCCACGCUUUGGGGCUACGGUAAGUUCCACGGCGCAAGGGUUGGUUGUAUCUGGUGGUAUCAUCCCCCGGCGGGUUGUUCCCUUCGACGGCGAGAUUCUCCUCCUCGACUCGGCGACACUGCUCGAUUGCAUCAAGAAUGGCUUACCAUUGACCACUCCCAUUCUAUCUACAAUUGGUCUUGACGCUGGUUUUACCGGACCACGGCCAUUACUGGUCGGACACGUCUCUCACGCGAUUAGCACUGAUCAAGUCCUCCUUCUAGGCGGCGGCGCUGUCUGCUUUUCCUUCGGGACAUUUUGGACGCGAGGGACCUGGAUGUUAUGUCCAGUAGGCGAACGUGCCGUUAAUGAUUGGGCACUGGUCUGUGAGAACGUGGAAAAGCCUACGAAGGCGAAAGCGGCCGCUCAGAUACCAGCGAAGACGAAAAAGCAGAAAGCGAGCAAAAAGUAUAAACCGGAGAAGUAUAAAUCCACAACCAAAGUGACGCCAAUCCGCCGCGUCACAGUUGAAUCCGCAGACGAGUUCCAGCAAAUCCUGGAAGAUGCCCAGCCUGUCAUCAUUGAGAGUGCAGAUAUCGGGCCUUGCACUGAGCUUUGGACGAAGGAGUACCUCGUCAAUACGGUUGGGAGUGAUCGCAAGGUAAUUGUCCAUGCCGCUGAAACCGAGACAAUGAGCUUCCGGACCAAGAACUUCAAGUAUGAAAGCAAGACAUUCGGAACCUUCAUGGAUGAGGUCCACGCCGGCGGCCGACAGUAUCUGCGCAGCAUCUCUGAAAAGCAGCCUGCCAAAUUACCAGCCAAUCUAGCUGCGGAUUUCCCCAGUUUGAGCAGUGACUUUCGGCUGCCGGAGGCACUAAAGACAGUUGUCGAGAAUGCCCAUAGCUCUCCGUUGAGGAUCUCGGGACCGGUUACGCUUUGGUUGCAUUAUGACGUGAUGGCAAACGUCCUCUGCCAAAUUCAAGGCGAGAAACGACUUAUCCUCUACCCGCCAAGCGACGUGCCGCACCUUGACGUUCCGGCUGGCGCGUCAAGUUCUAAUAUCAAUGUAUUCCAGAACCGCGCGGACGGAGCGAUAGCUUUGAUACCGCACACGUCGCCUCACGAGGCGCGUCUCAAGCGUGGCGAUAUUCUCUUCAUUCCUCCCUUGUGGCUGCAUACGGCCGCCCCAACAGGGAAGGUGAGCGUCGCGGUUAACGUCUUUUUUCGCAACCUGUCGCAAGGGUAUGCGCUUGGACGAGAUGUGUACGGGAACCGCGAUGUACAAGCUUAUGAGAAGGGUAGGAAAGACCUCGAGAAGUUGGUAAAGUCGUUUAGCGGCCUGCCGCCGGAUAUGGCUCGGUUCUAUCUAUUGCGGCUUGCGGAUGAAUUGCAGGAAACGGCUGAACAGUAA
Messenger RNA from Aspergillus nidulans FGSC A4, 3207 nucleotides. RefSeq names its product tRNA methyltransferase PPM2. Gene Ontology annotation, cellular component: cytoplasm. The coding region runs from base 1 to 3207 and encodes 1068 amino acids. Lineage: Eukaryota; Fungi; Ascomycota; Eurotiomycetes; Eurotiales; Aspergillaceae. Gene Ontology annotation, molecular function: methyltransferase activity. The record is from RefSeq and is a predicted model, not a curated record. The transcript is spliced from 6 exons.